Molecule: messenger RNA, 1323 nt
Organism: Brassicogethes aeneus
Lineage: Eukaryota; Metazoa; Arthropoda; Insecta; Coleoptera; Nitidulidae
Source: the annotation of a GenBank genome assembly
CCUAAUCAAAGGUGUUUUUUGAAAUUAACCUCAUUUUGUGUUUUGCAACGAGAAGUUCAAUUAAUUAAAAAUAUGAAUUUAGAUCAACUUGAAAACGAAAAUCCAAAUGUUUUUAAUAAAACCGAGGAUCGUUUGAUCACCGCCCAAGAAGAGGAUGAUAACGUUGUUGACGAAUUUGACAGAAGAGAAAUAUUUGAUCUUAUUAGGGACAUUAACGAUCCAGAACACCCGUUAUCACUAGAGGAGCUGCAUGUAGUUCAAGAAGAUUUAAUAGAAGUAGACAACCACAAGAAUGUUGUCAAUGUCAGUUUUACUCCUACAAUUCCCCAUUGUAGUAUGGCCACAUUAAUUGGCCUAUCAAUAAGAGUAAAGCUUUUAAGAUGCCUGCCGGCCAGAUUUAAGGUUACAGUAGAAGUUACGCCAGGCACUCACAAUGCAGAACACUCUGUAAACAAACAACUUGCUGACAAAGAACGAGUAGCUGCUGCCCUUGAGAAUUUUAAUUUGAUCAAAGUUAUUAAUCAGUGUAUUGCAAACAGAAGUAAAGGUUAAGAAUGGAUUUGGAGUUCAUCCCAUUACCUGUUGUGCAAAGCAAAACUUGCAACAGCAAAUUUUCUAGCUUCUUCAGAAAAAUGUUUAAGUUUGAGCAAAUGGAUUUUCAGUUUGCCUUAUGGCAAAUAGUUUAUUUAUUUAUUGCACCUCAAAAACUAUCCAAAAUAUUUAGGGCAAGAAAAGUUUCCAAGCUUCAAUAUGCUAGAGAUGAUCCAGCAUUUUUAGUUUUAUUUUUGGUUGCCCUAUUUAUUACAUCAAUUGGAUUGGGUUAUCAAAUGGACUUAACUUUAGUGCAGUUCUUAAAAUUUUUAUUUUUAAUCACAUUUCUUGAUUGUGCAUGCAUUGGAGUUGUAGUUUGCACAAUUUUUUGGACUCUUACAAACAGAAUUUUAAAACCCAUAAACAGCAAAAUUGAAUGGGGGUUCUCAUUUGAUGUUCAUUUAAAUGCCAUAUUCCCCCCUGUAAUACUUCUACAUUUAUUGCAAAUAAUAUUUUUUAAUGUCUGGCUAAUUGGCAAUAACAUGGCUGCUUUAUGCUUUGGAAAUACAUUCUUGCUUUUUGGGGCUAUUUAUUACAUUUACAUAACUUUUCUUGGAUACAAUUCAAUUCUGGUUGUCAGAGACACUAAAAUGUUGUUAUUCCCUAUACCGUGGAUUAUUUUUAUUUAUUUAUUCACUUUGUUUUUUAAUGUAAAUCUUGUUCAAGUGAUUCUAUAUUGUUAUAUAGAUAGAGCUAUUUAAUGUGAUAAUAAAUUGUAAUAUUUAAAUAAAA